Messenger RNA from Cryptococcus deneoformans JEC21, 389 nucleotides. RefSeq lists its product as hypothetical. NCBI's taxonomy places the organism in Eukaryota, Fungi, Basidiomycota, Tremellomycetes, Tremellales, Cryptococcaceae. The transcript is spliced from 3 exons. The record is from RefSeq and is a predicted model, not a curated record. The coding region runs from base 107 to 319 and encodes 70 amino acids.
GAUGAAUCUCGCUUUUUUCUUCCAUCUUCUCAAUUACAACGCAUCUUGAACUAUCUUCUUCCAAUCUUUGCUCUUUUUUAACACAACAAACUCAAACCCAAGCACAAUGUCUGACACUGGCCGACAAUCUCUUACCGACAAGGCUACUUCUUCCAUCAAGCCCGACUCUGAAAAGUCCUACGUUGAGCAGGCAUCCGACUUUGUCUCUGGCAAACUUGACUCUGCUGCGUCUGCCCUUCAACCUCAACAAGAGAAGUCCACUACUCAGAAGGUCGGAGAUGCUGUUUCUGGGGACAACAGGAACAGGGAUGUCGCCUAAAUGUAGUCGAUAUGAAUAGCAGAAAGAAAAUUGACAAGUGAUGAAGACCAUGUGACUGUUUAUUUAUCUG